AUGCAGUCAAGUCCCCCGAACUCAACAAACCACCAGUUGGAGGAAGACGCCUUCUUUCUCGUCGAGACAGUGAAUGUGUUAGCCUUGGCCAGGUAUCCCCUGGGCCCAGAGGAUCCUCAUUCUCAGGAAGCUGGCUCGAAGGAGGAAAAAGCCGGUGGACUGCCACUAGCUUCAAGUGACCUCAAAAUUCUGGUUGAAAGAGCCACCAAAUUGGUCUACGAGGUUCCAAGAGCCUCAACGGGCUGGGACGAGGUGACAUUGGAGACGCAGCCACUUGCUCUGGUGUUGAGUAAAAACUCGUCAAUUGGUCGGACCUUUCACUUAUCGAUAACCUACACUGUGAUUCACGCUCUCUUCACCUUCGAGCGUCGGACGCGUAAUCUUAUUUUGGUGGUACAGAUGCCGCUACCAGUUGCCUCCCAGCAGUCGGAUCUGCCAAAUUCGCUCAGUCUGCCUCGAUAUCUCGGCUACCUGCUGCUGGAGUUCAGCACUCCAGAGGCCAUCUCGUAUGUGUUGGACACGAUUUACCGACAACGCGGGCUCAUGCUGAACACUUUUGCGUACUCGGCCAAAGCCAGUCAAGAACAGGAUCGGUUCGACACUUAUCUCGACUUCCCUCGGCCGCAAGUUUCGCACGGUCACCACGCCAUCUACCAGCAGACCGUCAUCUUGAGCACAGCCUCCGUUCUAAACACGAUCUCUUCGAGGGAAGCUGACGGCCAGCUGACAUGUCGGCUCGUGGAGCCGCAGGGCCAUGCGAAAGAGCCGGCCUACAUGAUAGACGUGAACCGAGGCCCACGAAUCUCCUGGUCCAUCAUCUACCCCAACGGUCAGAACUCAAGUGACAGUCAUGUCAUCUUCAGAAGCAAGGUCAAGUACUAUGGUACUGUGGAUGCUCCAGAGGGGGCUGAAGACGUCCGCAGCACCGCCAUCAAGUUACUAUUCAACCGGAGAUACGUUUUAGCUGAAACCACCCUCCCCUCCAGCAGCAUCGUAGAUCAUACCUCCGCCAUCCAACCGCCCAGAGCGCCGACUUCUCUCGGCUGGUACUGGCUCCGCUGUUAUCAUAACAACCUGGACUUGCAGAGAGGCCUAAUCCUGCACAGUCGAGGCGCUCCCCGAAGCCUGUCUGUGGAAUACUCGAAGGUGCGACGUAUUCAUUCAUUGCACGACCACGACCGUUUCACCCUUGUCUCUAUCCAGCGGCAAUCUCAGCCUAUGAAGUUGAAAUAUUUGGUGAUGAAAUUCCGUACCAAACGCGACAUGGAUGGCUUUGCUGAGGCCAUCUGGCACAGACGAGCUCUGCUCUCCGAUGAAACCAGUGCUGAAGUGGCCAAGACGUUGGUCGGCCGAGAACAGAACAGUGUCCAGAGCGGCAUAGGAAGCAGUAGACUGAAUUCGCUGUUACAUUAUCACAUACAAGAGGAGUUUGGUGAAGACCUUCACUGUUCAACGAUAGGUGGGAUAAAGAAGACCCUUAAGGAGGAGGUUAAAGAGGAUAAAAGGCUAAAAACCAAGGUUCGCAUUUUUGAGGAACCAAGUAUGGCAAAAGCUGGCCUCCAUGAGAUCCCAAAUGAACCCCUCCAGUUCGAAAAGUAUCGUGACACACAAACAAUCCCAUUGGUAAGCGCUUUGUUACCGAGUUUAUAUGAGCACAAGUAA
Messenger RNA from Protopolystoma xenopodis, 1662 nucleotides. The record is from the annotation of a GenBank genome assembly. NCBI's taxonomy places the organism in Eukaryota, Metazoa, Platyhelminthes, Monogenea, Polystomatidea, Polystomatidae.